ACAUCUGUAACGAAAAAUUCAGUUAACAAGUAAUACGUCUUGUUAUAGUGAUUAAAUAUUAAGUCAUUCUACUCUGAUAUCACUGCUCAGCCUAUGUUUUAUCUGAAAAACCAGAUAAAAAUUCAAAGAAAUAGGAUUGCACUGCCUCAUAAUUCUUGAGUGUAAUGACACACCUCUUUUAGAGCAUUCAAUACUCAUGAAACCGUUACAGGAUUGGAACUGGAAUAUGAAAUCUGGGCCCAAGACCAAGACCUGAGACCGUAGAGGUUACUCAGCGCUGAAAUUAAUGCUGUAAACAGUCGUGGAAAGAAAAAGGAUUAGAUCAAAGGUGCGGUAAAAAAAAAAAAAAAAAAAAAUGAAAGGGGUUGCAGCUAGGGGUCGAAGGGACCGUGCAAAGAACCGUUAGUGAUGCCUACAUACCGUGCGGAAUCCGCACCAACGGGGAACAUGUCAGUGUGAAUAGAAACGUUCAAGUUUCACGAACAAUCUCAAAAUUCUUAACACUUUCAUCUUCUUAACCAUCAGGUGAAAUGAAGUUUCAGCGCCCCCAUGGAGGUUCGGUGUCAUCUCCGGCUGCGAGGAGAGUUUUUUUGAUGAUGACAAUCGGUUCCGCAAUAGUGUUUGGUUUUACGUAUAAAUAUGGUUCCGAUGACACGGAAAGUGAGAGCAGUACGAGGCGAUCAAAUGAAGCGGACGUUUCCACCCCAGAAGAGCCCCUUUUGGGACACCAUCGUUUACACCUGCCACCAGCCUGGGGACAGUUCCAGUAUAACGAGUUGCUGUCGAAUGCUCUCCUCACUACUCCAAUACUGAUGGUCGCGACUACCCAAGAUGAGAAAAUGCUAAGGAGAUCUAUAGAAAACGUCCUACGAGCGACGUCCGGCACAGGAAUGAAUCUCAUCCUGUCGCUGCAGAAGCCCUCGCAAAGGACGCUGCGCCUCCUGAGCCAGUACCCUCUGAAGAUUCACGAAGGUGAAGAAGACCCGGAAGAAAAGGAGGAAGACGGGGCUUUCAAUCCAGUGUCUUCGAUACUACACCGUUUUCGGAAGGUCGUGAGCAAAGUGGCAGGACAUGAGGACGUCUGUCCUAGAGAUCCUACCCUGCCCAGUUUCAACGUCCUCAACACGGCCAGGAACUCCACCCACACAUCCACCUACCACCUGACUCUAGAGGAGAUCAGUGCGACGACACAAGGAGUGCCCUUCGAAGACCAUCCCUUCAAUCUCCUCCACCGGAAGGCUACCAAAAACUCCCUCGAACGAGAUGCUAAUGGUCUGCAAUUGCCCGAUCAGAGAAGCGACCGUUCGCAUUGCAAAAAGGCCAGAAUUCUCAAGGAUGCAAUGAACUUCGCCCUCAAAACAUAUCCUACUUUAGAACAUCUGAUUUUACUCGAGUCGGGAUACGGCCUCGCUAAGAAUUUUGUGAGGUACUUCGAGGAGACGCUGGUCGCACUGAAGGAGGACCCGUCUCUCUACUGUAUCUCCGCCCACAAUCCCCUCGCAAACGCCCGCACCGUGGGCGAUCCGUCCAAGGUCUACCGAGUCGACCACUUCGUCAGCAGGGGGACGCUGAUCCCGAAAAGGGUCGUGGAGGAGAUCGCCAGGGACUUCGUCGUGUUCGAGGACACCGGCAGAGAACUCGAAGGCUCUGCUUUGGACAUUCUAGGGACAUGGCUCUCCUGGUGGAGCAGGAGGAGGAGGCGAGGGUGCAUCAUUCCCAACGUCCCCAGGAUAUGCCACCUAAGGGGGAGGCCUGCCCACGUCAGUGCCACAAGAAUUAUUCAUUACCUGUACAGUCAGGAUCUAUACCAUCAAAUCACAUCGGCCAAGACGCUGGGAGUCGAAGAAAAGGACUGUAGGAAAAAAUCAUUCUUCCCAGAAAAUAUGAAUUCCUCCGAAAGUUAUUCCAUCUCCGUCAAGAUGGAGAAUUAUGACGACGACUUCACCUUCCAUCACGUCAUGAAGUGCUUUGGUCUGGACCUGCCAAGACCUGUGGGGUAUUUCGAGGGUAUUUUCCAACUCUCCUUUCAAAACACAAGUCUCAUGAUUAUGGCUGUUCCAUAUUCGAGGUUUUCACCAGCUCUAAAGGACCCCAACGCCCUCAUACUGGCAGACGUCGGAGAUAAACAGCGCAAAAUUGGAAGAAUGCAAUACCUGAAACACAGGAACCACAAUUUCACGUUCAGUAACCUCCCCGUCGUACGAAUCACAGCGUAGCAAUCUGCUUUCAUGUUCCUUGCGCAUUCCAAGUUCCUUUCGAGUAAGACAAAUUUGUCUCCGAGUAUCUGUGGUGACUUUAAUCUAUGGAUGGACGAUCCAACCAGUGAUGGUGUCGCAGCGUUUAAUGAUUAUGGAAAAUCAGACCUUGAUUGUGGAAUUUGCAGUGUGAUCAAAUACAUCUGAUGAAAGAAACUGUUCAUUUUGAUAAUUGAAGUCCUACGAGGGAUGUGGAAGUGGUGUGGGACCUGGAUAUGCUUCAUACGGGCUGCGUUAAGAGCAAGAGCCCGUGCUGGUAUAAGGCCAGCUUAUAAUCUUCAACAACAACCUGGUUAAGCAGUCAACAGGCAACGAGUAUUUCAUGACCUCUUUUAAACCAGAGUUCUUGGGGAUUUCAGCUUGUAAAAUUUAUCUUGUAUUAAAUGGUACAGGAAGAUCACUUCAACAAGAAAGCUUUUAAACCACUGUUCUUAAGGAUUUUAUACCAGAGUUCUUAGGGAUUUUAGCCUGUAAAUUCAUCUAGUAUUAAAUGGUUCAGGAACGUCAAUUUAGUAGUAUGCUUGGCAAACCAUUAUGCUUUCAAAAUAUGCUUGGCAAACCAUUAUGCUUUCUUUGUGGCUGCAGCUUUUAAACCCUGUUACAUAUUACAUAUAUUAAGAACAGAGACAUGUUUGCUGACUGCAAUGGAUAUUCGCCAAAGUAUUUCUUCACCAUGAACCUUUAUUGCAUUCUUUGUUAAUCCCCUUGACAGAAGUUGAAUCUUGACUGAUAUCCAGCAUGAAAUAUUAGCGUGAUGAAUUUGAUAAAUAAUUCAAUAAAUCUGUUGAUUUUUGUUCAUUAGUAAAACCUUUGUUUCUGAACAGGGAUCUGAUUCUUUCACUUAGCACAGUUUUUUAUUAGUUCCUGAAAAUAAGACGUCUAUGCACCCAAGGCUCUUUUGUCUAUGUUUGAUACUAACUUUAUUCUCAUAAAACGAAAGCCAUUUAUUGUUUUAAGGACUCAUAAAUUAGUGUG
Molecule: messenger RNA, 3230 nt
Organism: Macrobrachium nipponense
Lineage: Eukaryota; Metazoa; Arthropoda; Malacostraca; Decapoda; Palaemonidae
Product: protein O-linked-mannose beta-1,2-N-acetylglucosaminyltransferase 1-like
Exons: 12
Coding region: 531-2216 (561 amino acids)
Biological process (GO): protein O-linked glycosylation via N-acetylgalactosamine
Cellular component (GO): Golgi membrane
Molecular function (GO): beta-1,3-galactosyl-O-glycosyl-glycoprotein beta-1,3-N-acetylglucosaminyltransferase activity
Source: RefSeq, a predicted model, not a curated record